Messenger RNA from Podarcis muralis (Common wall lizard), 1717 nucleotides. Lineage: Eukaryota; Metazoa; Chordata; Lepidosauria; Squamata; Lacertidae. The record is from RefSeq and is a predicted model, not a curated record.
GGGGUCGGGCGGCGGCGCCGGAGACGCUCCACUCUGUCGCUCGUCCGCCUCGCGCGCGCCAUGGCAUCCAAGUGCCCCAAGUGCGACAAGACCGUCUACUUCGCUGAGAAAGUAACUUCGUUGGGAAAGGACUGGCACAAGUUCUGUUUGAAGUGUGAGCGCUGCAACAAGACCCUGACUCCUGGUGGGCAUGCUGAGCACGAUGGAAAGCCGUAUUGUCACAAACCCUGUUACGCAACAUUAUUUGGACCAAAAGGUGUGAACAUUGGAGGGGCAGGAUCCUACAUCUAUGAUAAGCCCCAAACUGAAGGGCAAGUGGCACCAGGCCCUAUUGAGCACAUAUCCAAAGUUGAAGAAAAGAAAGCAAGCGCAGCACCCAAGGGACCCAGCAAAGCUACCAGCAUUACCACCUUCACUGGGGAGCCAAACAUCUGCCCACGCUGCUCUAAGAAGGUCUACUUUGCUGAGAAGGUGACUUCACUGGGCAAGGACUGGCACCGCCCCUGCCUGCGCUGUGAGCGCUGUGGAAAGACUCUGAUCCCCGGAGGCCACGCUGAGCAUGAUGGACAGCCUUAUUGCCACAAGCCAUGCUAUGGGAUCCUCUUUGGACCAAAAGGUGUGAACACAGGUGCUGUCGGAAGUUACAUCUAUGAUCAAGACUCUGAAGCAAAAGACCAGCCUAAAUCAGUGGGUGGAGAAGGAGGGUCAGAGCAGCCCCUGACAGUGUGGCAGCAGCAGCAGCAGCAAGAGGAGGAGGAACAGCUGCCAGCCAUUGAAACCACGCUGCCACCGCUGCAUUCAGCUCUGCCCAAUAUCCUGACAUCACCUACCUGGGAAUGUAUUUCCGUUAAACGACUACACUGGUUGGUACCCAGGUCAUUUCUGAGCCCGCCGAGUUCAACAGGCUGCUGCGAACUUGGAGGAGCUUCGCUUGCGUUUAAGCCAAGGGCCGUCGGCUUCGGGCGGGACGCUUCCUCGCGGCAGGAAAGGGCGAGGCGUCGCUGGCGGAGCUUCGAGGGUGCGGCCCAGGCGGGCGGGGCCGGAGGCGCCCAGGCCAGGCAGGAUCCUCUCCGCCAGCAGCGAGCAGCCAGUGCAAGGGCGCUCCGCUGCCUCCGUCGGGGAGACCGAGUGCUCGACGCCGCCGCCGCCGCCGCCGCCAUGCCCAAGUGCCCCAAGUGCCAGAAGGAGGUGUACUUCGCUGAGAAAGUCACUUCCCUGGGAAAAGACUGGCAUCGGCCAUGCUUGAAGUGCGAAAAAUGCAGCAAGACCCUGACUGCAGGUGGCCAUGCGGAGCAUGAUGGGAAGCCUUAUUGCAACCACCCUUGCUAUGCUGCCUUGUUUGGACCAAAAGGGUUUGGCCGUGGAGGGGCUGAAAGCCACACCUUCAAAUGAAGUUCAGGUCUGGAAGGAUGGAAUUGGCUGUGGAUUCCAGCAGUUUCACAAAUCAUAAUAGCCGCAAUGUGCCUCCCCCCCACCCCAAACAUGUAGUAAGCUAGCUUAUUAUGAAGGCUUUCAAAAGAAGCAUCAUGCUAGAUAACUGGGAGAUUUCCUGCUCUGUGUAAAUGGAAAGAUACUUUGAGGUGGAGACCAGAAUCUUUUUUCCUAAUUUUAACACCGAGUUUCUUGGAAAUGAAUUCCUGCCCAAAGCCUAGCCCUGCUUUUAGACUCUGCUGUCCAUGAUGAUGAUUGUGUCUCAGUAAUAAAAUAUUGAUUUGAA